Molecule: messenger RNA, 2411 nt
Organism: Peromyscus eremicus (cactus mouse)
Lineage: Eukaryota; Metazoa; Chordata; Mammalia; Rodentia; Cricetidae
Product: protein Tex24-like
Exons: 1
Coding region: 419-1645 (408 amino acids)
Source: RefSeq, a predicted model, not a curated record
AGAGACCUCUCUUCCUGGUCCCUGACUGUCACAGGCCACCUCUCACCCACUCAUAACAAACCCAUGCCCUCGCAGCUGUGGGUGGUUUUCCUCAAUGUUGCCAUCCUUAACCUCUGAAGUGACAGAGGCCGCAGAGCGGAACACUCAUCAAUACUGGGCUCAGCCUGAGUUACAGCCAUCUUCCAUCUGGCUCCGCCCACUACAUCAUAAAGAGACGGGUAGCUCCAACAUUCUGGACCACAGUCAGAGGGCCCUUUAGUCCUCAAACCCCUGGGGACAGCAGUAGAGUGUGGAUACCAGAGGUUGGAGGAACUGUGCGGAGUAGUGACUUGUAUUUGAGUUGCAUUAGAGAGAGAGAGAACGAGUCUGUAGCUAGGAGAGUUCUACUGAUCUCAGGGUAGGUCCUAGGAGAAGAGGAAUGAGUUCACAAGGGUUGGUCUCCCACUUUCCGAAAAGCAAGGGACUUCAAUAUACAGGGACUCAUGAAGGAUUAGUGGAACAAGCCAUUAGCCCUGCUACUAGGGUUUAUUUGGCAGCCCAGGAGAUUAAAUUCCUCAGGGCUAUCCCAGCCAGUAGAAGGAGUCUGGGUGAUGAGCAGCCUAGCCUGGAAGAGCUCCCUCACCUUUCUCUUGUCAAGAAGAAACCAGAACAUCUUCCCCAGCUUGCAAGCUCUGUUAACCAGGGCCAUUUCUCUGACCCUGAAGUUUGUCUGUACAUGGUUUCCAAAAGGGUCCUGCGGGGGAUCUCUGCCAAAGGCCAGGAACACAGGUGGACAUUUGCUGGGGACAAGGGUUUGCUGAAGAACAGUUGUGAAGCAGCCACAACAUGGGAGGCCCAGGGGAAAAGGAGAACAAUGGCAUUGCUUAACAAGGUCAGAAAGCGAACAGAAAAAGCCCCAAACCCAGUAGACACCAGGCAGUUCUUAGAGCACGAGGUGGCCAUGAACACCAAACACCCAAGCAAGAAACAGCAACAGAAGAGCCUGGAGGAUCUGAGGUGGGGCCAUCUGGAGGAGGAAGGGUAUGCAGGAGGACCCAGACAGCCACGAGGACUUGACGCAUCCCGCAGACACGUUGCACCUCUUGAAGAAAACACCUUUUUGCAGGGCAAGAAGAUCAAGCCCCAUUCCAAACAUCCAGUGCAGAUAGUGUGCCCCACAUCAGUUAGAGAGGAGGGGCCCGGAGAAGAGUUAAAUCCAGCGCCAUCAGGCCAGGCCAAGCUGGAAGUCCUGAAAACCUCCAAAGAGAGGGAAGCACAACCUCAGUUCCUGUGGGAAAAUUCUUUCCUGAAGGGACAAGCAAAGGUUUUGGACCAGGAUCUGCUGGCAGAAGCCAGACCCCAGCUCCUCCAUAGGAGGAAGAUGCAGACCUUGGAAGUGUUGGCCAAAUCUCAUGAUAAAGAAUUCUGUGUGGUCAACACCAUACAGCUGUCUUUUCAGGACAGCAAACUGGGCACUUCAGGAAGAAACACAGCGAGGCACAAGUGGCAGCCCUGGGAGGAAGGUUGGGACCUCACAAUCCAGGGGACCCCAGUCGCUCUUGCAGUUCGGGCACAUACUUACAUCCCUCAGGGGUCAAAAGACCAGUGUGUUCCAAAGACGAGGCUGAGCUUGUCAGUAGGUAAAUCGAGUAUUAUCUAUUCAUAACUGUCGCGUAUCCUGUGAGGUUGGCUUAUGUGUGGGUAGAUGUGGAUGCUCAUCGUAAGCAGGGCAGCUCAGAUGGAAAGGGAUGCUGGGAGUCGGGAGCCAAGGAGUACCACAGAGUCACUGUAAGUGCAGCGGCUCGUGCAGCUCUGCUCCAGGGAAAGGUUUCCCCGAUGCAAGUGUUACAGCUCUGCUCAGGUCCCCCCCCCCCGGAGUGUAACAACUCUGGUUCCCUAGGGGAAAGUUUCCCCAGAGAGACUGUUACAGUUCUGCUCCUCUCUGCUCUGGCUCUGGUACAAGUUGAAAGAGCUGGGGUCCACUCCAGUGCAAGUGUCACGAAGAAGGACAACAAACCUCACUCAAGAGAUUUAUUGGGAAGGAAAAAUCCAGGAGGGUAGCUACCUCUAAAGUGAGAAACAGCAGCAAAUUGAACAGGAUACAGAGCUUAUACAGGAUUUCUUGUGGGUGGUGGUGGAGCUUCCCAGGGUGGCUUGGGAUAGGUGGAAUUUUUGUAGUCUGACUCUGGGGCAAGCUCAGGGAUUGGGAUUUCAAGCCAUGGUCCUGGGGUCAAGUCAAGGUCAGAGUGUUUUUCCUUGGACCAGGUCUUGGGUCUAGUCAGGGGCAGGAUGUUUUUUCCUUGGCCCUUUUCAUCCCACAUUCCUCCCAUUUUCUGUUUAUUAAUAAAUGGUGGGGGGUUGGAAAGGGUGGUGACAUUAUCAUUAGACUACUUCCUGUUGAUUGGGGGCAUCGAGGUCCUUGGGGGCAAUCA